AUGACCAUAAUCCUGUUCUUGGUCGACACUUCGGCGUCGAUGAGCCAGCGGACCUAUCUUGGAGCCCGACUCUCGGUCCUCGAUGUGGCCAAGGAUGCAGUCGAACGUUUCCUCAAGAUGCGGCAGAAAGAUCAGGCAUCCAGACAGGAUCGAUACAUGCUCCUUACGUUCGAAGAAAGCCCCGCCAAUAUCAAGGCGGGUUGGAAGGAGAAUCACAUGACGUUCAUGUCAGAGCUCAAGAACCUUCAGGCCACCGGCCUGACGUCGCUCGGCGGUGCUCUGAAGAACGCCUUCGACCUCUUGAACAUGAAUCGCAUGCAGACGGGGAUUGACACAUACGGCCAAGGGCGGUGUCCAUUCUAUCUCGAACCCAGCAUGAUAGUGGUACUCACGGAUGGGAACAAACUGACGUCUCAAUCAGGCGUCUUAGACCAGCUGAAUCUUCCAAUGCACAGUCUAGUUCCUGGCUCGGAGUUAACAAAGGAGCCGUUCCGUUGGGAUCAGAGAAUUUUCUCAUUAGUAUUGAGAAUGGCCGGCACGAUCGCCCCAGUUGCAGGAGGGGAGGUGGUCCCCCCGCCCGACAUCGGGAACCCUGUCAACGAUAUGUGCGAGGUUACAGGCGGCCGCUCGUAUUCCGUAUCGACGCAGCGUCAGCUUCUAUUGGCGAUAGAAAAUCUUGUGCAAUCAGUUCAACCAGGUGUUGUGAUCAAUUUCGAGAAAGUCGGUCCCGAUCCGCCUCCAGUCGGACAAAAUAGCGACAACGACGAAAACUUGCUCCGAAACGGAGUCACGAACCGCCCGUCUCCGACCCCGUUCGGAUCUUCGAAUUCCUCGCAGAACGCGACGACUUCUGUGGGUCCUUCACAGAUUUCACCUCAGGAAAUCAAGGGUUGGCAAACCUGUCGGAAACUCAUCUACGUGCAACGCUCCGCCGUCAAAGGAUACUCGGUGGGUCACUGGCCUAUUCCGGAGUCGUUUUGGCCAGAUCACAACUCGCCUGCUCUCCCACCUCGGACGGCACAUCCUCUCGUACGUUUUUCGUGCGCCGACGCCGAACCGAUGGUCAUCGAGAGCCUACCCUUCGACAAGUAUGAGCUCGAGCCGAGCCCUUUGACGCAGUUCAUCCUCUCGCGGAAGCAACCAAUGGUCGCGUGGCAAGUGUUCGUCGCCAACUCGCACAAGAGCAGCGAUCUCGGAUGUCCGUUCGGUUAUUUGAAAGCGAGCACGACGCUGACGUGCGUCAAUUUAUUCGUGAUGCCCUACAAUUAUCCCGUGCUGCUCAUGUUGCUAGACGAGCUCUUCAAGGUGCAUAGGCUGAAAGCGCCCCCCGAGUGGAGGGACAAAUUCCAAGAAUACCUGCACAACAUGCCUGUGUACUACGCGGGACCGCUGAAGAGAGCCCUACAACGUAUGGGUGCCCCAAAUCUGGUGCCCGAGCAUCUUGAAGGCCAAUGCCUGAACGCGACCGUUGUUUCUCAACUGAAAAAGCUGAAGAAUCAAGCGAAAGCCGAAUUCGAAAAGCUCUGCUCUCUCGUCGGCAACGCGAAACGCCCGGUCACCGAGUCGAUGCGAGUCCUGCCCGGCUUGACGAGGCCUUCCGGCGAAACGCCGAAACUCACCGAACUCAAGCUCACAUAUUCGCCCGCGUUGAAGGAUCGCUUCCUGUCCAUACGCUCGGACCUCAACGAUUUCGGCAAUUUUCAACUAGCCGUCCAAAAGAUCUCUGGCAGACGCGGUGGUCCACAAGGGGACAUGUUCCGGAACCCGUUCGAAAUUCCUCGCUGUCACCUGCUGAACCAAAUUUGGCGAAUGCGCGCGAAUCUCCUGCAUCUAGGGACGAUCCGUCUGCAAGACGACGAUGCCCUGCAUUCGUUGCCCAUCGUCCAGAUGGGUAACUAUCAGGAGCACCUGAAACGGCAGACGCCACCCCUGAGAGAAAUUGAGUCGACCCCCGUCCGACAGCACAUGUUCGGAAAUCCAUUCAAGAUAGAUAAACGAAUGAUGGUCGACGAAGCCGAUGCUCCAGAUCCUGUCGGACUGGCCAACUCCACUUCUGGCUCAGGGUUUAUCAUGAACAGGAAACGUCCAGCCGAUUCGUUAGGCGCAGCUUCACAAGGAAGACCAAAAAGACCGAAAGGUCCUUUGCCCAAGGACCUCAUCCUACGACCGCGAUCUCCGUCGGUGUCGUCCAUGUCUUCCCCGUCAACGUCUCCCAACAGUUCACCGUGUCCUUCACCUUCUCCCGACCAGAGCCCGCACCCGCAGGGUUCUCUGACACUUCAACAGCAAGCGACGCCGAGUUCAUCCCCUCUCGCGGUCGCUCCUUCUGCCUUCCAUAAUCCGGCGCAGGAUCUCAACGGGGAUGCCAGACCGGCGAGCAAUGUCAACAACAACAAUGUCGUCAAGCCGGAAACACUGCCCAUCGAAAUGAAUGGCUGUGCCGUUUUCUCCCCGAUUGGAGCUCUAGCACCGCCUCCGGCACCGGUUGCGCCACCGGCUGCGGUGCCUGUGGUGGCAUCACAGCAUCCACUGAUGCAGCUUGUGCACAACAGUCCCAUCUUGGGCCCUGGUCAGGGAGUCGUUCCCGCCGCAACCGUCGGCGGUGAACUCAACGCACCUUCGUCUCUGCAACAGCCUCCUCCCAACGGCAACGUGGCGCCGUUCUCGCGAACGAAACCCAAGAGCAAACUAUUAAAUGGUUUUUCGGAAGAACCCAAGAAAGAAAUCGUUGUCAUGAGCAGGGAGGACUGCGAAAAACUCACCAAAUCCGCUAUAAAAUGCGUCCGGAGACCUGGCAAAGAUUUCACAGAAUUGUUCAAUCUGCUAUCCAACGCGAAAAGUCAACCAGUUUUCCCGAAUCUCGUCGAGCGGCUCAUAAUCGAGGCGAACAGAUUUAAACGAAAGCAGCUGGCAGAAAUGCUGGCCAAACAGCUGCAGGCACCCCAGCAGCUUGCUGCGCCAAGCAACAACGGCUGCUCACUUUGGAAGAUGGCAUCGCAGGUCAAGAGAUGAUGAAGAUACCAGGCAUUAGGAGCUUUCUGAUAGAGGAACUUAUGUAUAUUUAAGAUA
Galendromus occidentalis (western predatory mite) is the source of this 3069-nucleotide messenger RNA. RefSeq names its product integrator complex subunit 6 (gene IntS6). The record is from RefSeq and is a predicted model, not a curated record. The transcript is spliced from 8 exons. NCBI's taxonomy places the organism in Eukaryota, Metazoa, Arthropoda, Arachnida, Mesostigmata, Phytoseiidae. Gene Ontology annotation, cellular component: integrator complex. Gene Ontology annotation, biological process: snRNA 3'-end processing. The coding region runs from base 1 to 3012 and encodes 1003 amino acids.